GGGACCAUUUUUUUUACUAUUUUUAAGUGUACAUUUUUAAGCGGAGUAUGCAAAAUAAAAUUGGUAAAAAUUAUCCAAACCCUAAAUCAUGGCCGAGCGUCUUCUCAUCCGACAAAUUCUGCGCCGGUGGCAGCCAAACGCCGCCGUGCCGAGUUGCAAAAUAAAAUUAAUAAAGGCAAUUUACGAACAGCAAUGUUGCUAUACCGCCGGCGCCAACGGCGAGAACUAUGAAAAGGAAAAGAAUCAUCAAUGGCUGAUAUUGCCUCCAUUCACCCCCACAGCCGACGGUUCUUCAAUCGGAAAAAAACUGUACGGUCGGACGGACGAAACGAAUACGACGGCGCUUAAAUGGAUUCUUAAGUGCUGUCCUCAUCUACCGAGGUCUCUAGUUCAGAAACUCUUUCGCUUAAGACAGGUGCGAAAGGAAUGCUCCAGUGAUGAAUCUAAAGACCAGAGGCCAAGAAGGGUAGGAGCCAAAGAUUUGAUGGACAUUGGUGAUAGGAUAUGCCUUCCUAAAUCUGUUGAUGAAAAGUCUCAUCCAACUACUGCAGAGAAUCAGAGCUUUUCCAGUGAAGAAGAACGGAAAAUUGUCCAAAGCCUCGAGUUGUAUAAGGACUCGGCUAUAAUUGUCAUCAAUAAACCGCCUGGAAUGCCUGUUCAGGGUGGAGUUGGGAUAAGGAGAAGUUUAGAUGAGUUGGCUGCCAAGUAUUUGAGAUAUGACUACAUGGAGCCUCCUCGUCUGGUGCAUAGACUUGAUAGAGACAGCAGCGGCAUAUUAGUGAUGGGAAGGACACAGUUAAGCACUUCCGUCCUGCAUUCCGUUUUUCGUGAGAAAACCAUUGGAGCUUCAAAUGAUGUUCUUGGCUGUAAAAGAAUUCUUCAGAAGAAGUAUUGGGCUCUAGUUAUUGGAUCUCCAAGACGUCGACAAGGGUCAGUUUCUGUCCCUUUGAUAAAGGUGGUGAUUGACAAUGGAAAAUCUGAGCGAAUUACUGUGGCUGAUAAUAGCAACACAUUGUCAGGGCAGCAUGCUGUAACAGAUUAUCGAGUGAUAGCAUCUUCACCCAGUGGUUAUACAUGGUUAGAGCUGUCGCCACUUACUGGAAGAAAGCACCAGCUUCGAGUCCACUGUGCGGAAGUAUUGGGGACACCGAUAGUUGGAGACUACAAAUAUGGGCGGCAAGCUCAUAAGAAACUAGGGCACUAUCUCGAGUCUGCUUCUGAUCAUCUUAAACUGGCUGAUAAAGAUACUGCAGGCCUCGAAUUGGAAAGUGGAAGUUUAUCAGAUGAACAAUUUUCUCUUCAUCUUCACUGCAAGGAGAUGGUCGUGCCCGACAUUUCAGUUGUCUUGCAACAUGGCAACAUAAGUGACUUGGAUUCUGCACGAAUCGGCAACAUUGUGCUGAGAGCUCCUUUGCCUGCACACAUGCAAACAAGUUGGGACCUGCUAAAUUCUAAACUCCAGUACCUGUAACUUACACAAGAGGAAGUAUGAUGCAUUUAUUAUGGAUUAUCAUUGUAUACGUAAUCAAAGCCUCUCAUUCACAUUCAA
Messenger RNA from Salvia miltiorrhiza (redroot sage), 1549 nucleotides. RefSeq names its product RNA pseudouridine synthase 4, mitochondrial. The transcript is spliced from 10 exons. The coding region runs from base 89 to 1471 and encodes 460 amino acids. NCBI's taxonomy places the organism in Eukaryota, Viridiplantae, Streptophyta, Magnoliopsida, Lamiales, Lamiaceae. The record is from RefSeq and is a predicted model, not a curated record. Gene Ontology annotation, biological process: pseudouridine synthesis. Gene Ontology annotation, molecular function: RNA binding; pseudouridine synthase activity.